Molecule: messenger RNA, 2969 nt
Organism: Malus domestica (apple)
Lineage: Eukaryota; Viridiplantae; Streptophyta; Magnoliopsida; Rosales; Rosaceae
Source: RefSeq, a predicted model, not a curated record
AUAUCGAACCCGUUCUCGCGUAUAAAAAUCCUGAGUGCCAGCAUCCGGAAACCUCAACUGUCAGUACUUGGUCUCUGUGUCCCAUUUUUCAUGGAUGAAAUCCUGGUGGGUCUUUCAGCUACAGAACCUCAGCUCCCACCACUUCCCCUCCUGCGCUUCCUCUCUAAUCUCCGCCUUCAAAACCAAGCUCCACCGGAACCCGGAUUCACAAACAACGGCAACAUUGGUCCUCAACAAUGUCGACAUAAGCCUGCUCCUCUCUCUUUGUGGAAAAGAUCGCAACUUUCAGCUGGGUUCUUCCCUCCACGCCUCUCUCAUCAAGAACCCUGAAUUCUUUCACCCUGAGAAUCACGAUGAUCACCGCAAUGCCCUUGUUGUUUGGAAUUCUUUGCUAUCAAUGUACUUAAAAUGUGGUAAAUUACGGAAUGCAGUCCAACUGUUUGAUGAUAUGCGCGUGAGAGAUACGGUCUCUUGGAAUACGAUGAUAUCUGGGUUUUUGAGGAAUGGGGAGCUGGAUUAUGGUUUUGGCUACUUCAAGCAAAUGUGUGGAUUGGGUUGUUAUCGAUUUGAUAAAGCGACUUUGACUUCAAUCUUAGCAGCUUUUGAUGGGCCGGAGUUUUGUCACUUGAAUAAGAUGAUGCAUGGUUUGGUGGUUUUGAACGGAUUUGAGCGGGAAACUGCUGUGGGGAAUGCUUUGAUCACAUCGUAUUGUAAAUGUGGGUGUUUUCUGUCCGGAAGACGGGUGUUUGAUGAGAUGUUUGAGAGGAAUGUGAUUACAUGGACUGCGAUGAUUUCGGGCCUUGCACAGAAUGAAUACUAUGUUGAAAGUUUGGAGUUGUUUUUGGAGAUGCGUGGUGGAGUGGUGGAUCCAAAUUCUAUGACUUAUUUGGGAUUACUCAUGGCAUGUUCUGGUUUGCAGGCAAUAAGUGUAGGGCGGCAAAUUCAUGGACUUGCAUGGAAAUUGGGAAUUCAAUCCGAGUUGUGCAUUGAGAGUGCACUAAUGGACAUGUAUUCAAAAUGUGGUAGUGUGGAAGAUGCGUGGAAAAUUUUUGAAUCCACGGAAGAACUUGAUGAGAUUUCUAUGACUGUUAUCCUGGUGGGAUUUGCACAAAAUGGGUUUGAGGAUGAAGCAAUCCAUAUUUUUGUGAAAAUGAUAAAGGCAGGAAUUGACAUUGACCCAAACAUGGUUUCAGCAGUUCUUGGCGUAUUUGGUGUUGAUACUUCUUUAGGUCUAGGGAAGCAGCUCCACUCUUUAAUUGUCAAGAAGAAUUUUGGUUCAAACUCUUUUGUCGGCAAUGGGCUUAUAAAUAUGUACUCCAAGUGUGGAGAGUUGGAGGAUUCAGUCAAAGUGUUCAGUCGGAUGCCUCAAAGGAACUCAAUUUCUUGGAAUUCCAUGAUUGCAGCUUUUGCCCGUCAUGGAGAUGGCUCAAAAGCAUUACAGUUGUAUGAAAAGAUGAAUAUGGAAGGUGUACAACCAACAGAUGUUACAUUUCUGUCUCUGCUUCAUGCUUGUAGCCAUGUUGGUUUCGUUGAAAGGGGCAUGGAGUUCCUGAAAUCCAUGAAUGAAGAUCAUGGGAUGAGUCCGAGGCCAGAACACUAUGCUUGUGUUGUCGACAUGUUAGGUCGGGCAGGACAUCUCACUGAGGCCAAAAGUUUUAUUGAAAAGCUGCCAGAGAAUCCUGGUGUACUUGUUUGGCAAGCAUUGCUUGGUGCUUGUUGCAUUCACGGCGAUUCAGAGAUUGGCAAAUAUGCUGCGGACCAGUUGUUAUUGGCAGCACCUGAGACACCAGCACCAUAUGUUUUGCUUGCCAAUAUAUAUUCUUCUGAAGGAAGGUGGAAAGAGAGAGCAAGGACUAUUAAGGGGAUGAAGGAGAUGGGGGUGACAAAAGAAACGGGUAUUAGUUGGAUCGAGAUUGAAAAGAAAGUUCAGAGCUUUGUUGUUGGGGAUAGGAUGCAUCCACAAGCAGAGCCCAUUUAUAGGGUUUUAGGCGAACUGUUUAGACUGAUGACAGAUGAAGGGUAUGUACCAGAUGAAAGGUUUAUACUGUACUAUUUGGAUCAAGAUGAAAAGAUAUGAGAGCCGAUUCUUUGUUACAUUCUUAACGAAAUGAAGACAUAUAAGAAUGAUUUAGCCGUUAAAACUCGUAACCGCCAGAAAUUCACAGUGAAGAACUGCAGAGAGGAUGCUCCUCCUCUCUCCGCCACUUCCACCGCUUGCACUAUCCUCGGUGUCCAGCCUUCCUGCUCCGCCGCCGAGCUCAAAGCCGCCUUCCGCGCCAAAGUGAAGCAGUUUCAUCCAGAUGUAAAUAGGGACGGGAAAGAUGCUGAUAUGAUGAUUCGCCGUGUAAUUCAGGCCUAUGAGAUGUUAUCGAGUUACAGCCGAUCGGAGAUAAUCGAAAGGGAAUGUGUAGAUCCCUUUGAUAAUCCAGAAUGUGAAGCGUUUGAUGUUUUUGUUAACGAGGUUCUUUGUGUGGGAAAAGGUUGUCCAUAUUCUUGUGUACAAAGAGCCCCUCAUGCCUUCACUUAUGCUGCAACUGGGACUGCAAGAGCUACAUCUCAUGGAUUUGGGGAUGAUUACCAAGUUCAGCUUGCAGUUGGUCAGUGCCCGAGAAGUUGCAUUCAUUAUGUUACUCCAUCACAGAGAAUUAUUUUGGAGGAGUUACUUGACAGUAUCAUCAACACACCGUAUGAUAGUUCGCCAGAGGCAGAUUUGCUCUACUCGCUUACAGUCAAAGCCAUGUUUGAGAACAACCGGUAUCAGAAACCGAAGAAGCAGCCAAAAGCUUCGACACAGCAUGUUGAUUGGUUUUGAUUUGUGGAAUCAAUGCCACUGUAUAGGAGGAAGAAACUGAGAGCAGAAAUGUCGAUUAGGGUUGCCUGUAAAUUACAUCGUUAAAGCUACUGUACUCGAGAAUAUCUAUGCCAGAACUCGGUUUCAGUAAUACGAAAAUGUGAAGUUUUCUGUCUUU